AUCGGCCUGCUGGAGGCGAACCAACCUGAAACCCCUCCUCUCUCCCUCCCAGGCUCCCACCGAUCCGCCGCCGCUCGCCUAAGCCCCCCGCUGCCUCGACCCGACCAGCCCCAGCCGUCGCCGGCAGCCAUGGGGAGCCGGCUGGGCCGCCGCGUGAUCCACUUCGCCAACCUCCCGCUCAAGCUCAUGCUGCCCCCAGCCCCGCUCUCGUCCGUGCAGGAGUUCGCCGUCCGGACCGUCCCCUCCGCCUCCAAGGUGGACAUCCGCCGCUGCCUCGAGUCCAUGUACGGCUUCUCCAUCGCCGAGGUCCGCACCCUCAACAUGGAGGGCAAGAAGCGCACCAGGGGAGGCAUCGUCGGCGCCAAGCCCGACUACAAGAAGGCCUACGUCACGCUGCGGGCCCCGCUCACGGUCUCCCCCGACCUCUACCCCAUUGGGGUCAUCCUCGGGGAGCGGGAGCGGAAGGCCAGCGCCGCCGCCGCCAGGAGGAAGGCGGUGGAGGGUGCCGAGAUCGAGGGGCAGAGGGAGGGGAAGGGGAAGCACUGGAUGGAGGACGAGAGGGAGGGCUUCUCCAGGGCCGGAUGUGGCAAGGUCGUGUACGGGAACCCCGGGAGGCUGAACCAGAGGAGGAGGAGAGGACGCGCCAACGCUAAGGACGGAGCUGGGGAGGAGGGGGCCAAAUUCCCAUGGACCGGAAUGCAGCUGGCUACCGAGAAACCUAGGAGGGUGAGACACUCUCCCCCGAAGAAGAAGGCGGGUAUAGCAUUGAAGCAGAAGUCACGGAAGGUGUCUCUGCAGCGCCGCUCCAAGAAGUUGGAAGCUUGAUGGUACUUGACUUGGGCUGCUGUGCUGCGACCAUGAGAGGUUCCUGCCAUAAAGCGAGAUGCAGACAGUGGAUCGACGACUACGCUGGCAGAUCCGCCUUGUUCUUAAGUUACCGAAUAAACACCAAAUUUGAAGAAUCUGCAAGGAUUUUGUGCCUUCUGUACGAAAAUGGAGAUGUGAUUUAUAUGCCUGACUGAGCCUGAUGCAUGUUUUGCUGAAAGACGGCUCGGGGGCGUUCCUGUCCUGCCGAGCUGUUGCGGUCAAGUUCCUUUCGGGAUCUUUUUGUCAUCUACUGAUUGGCUAGUACUAGUGCUGAUUAUAGAGAUUGCGCACCUGGUUUUCA
Molecule: messenger RNA, 1168 nt
Organism: Panicum hallii
Lineage: Eukaryota; Viridiplantae; Streptophyta; Magnoliopsida; Poales; Poaceae
Exons: 2
Coding region: 130-825 (231 amino acids)
Biological process (GO): mitochondrial translation
Cellular component (GO): mitochondrial large ribosomal subunit; ribosome
Molecular function (GO): structural constituent of ribosome
Source: RefSeq, a predicted model, not a curated record